Eupeodes corollae is the source of this 3407-nucleotide messenger RNA. Its product is annotated as neuronal synaptobrevin. Gene Ontology annotation, molecular function: SNAP receptor activity; syntaxin binding. The coding region runs from base 475 to 990 and encodes 171 amino acids. Lineage: Eukaryota; Metazoa; Arthropoda; Insecta; Diptera; Syrphidae. The record is from RefSeq and is a predicted model, not a curated record. Gene Ontology annotation, biological process: vesicle fusion; vesicle-mediated transport. The transcript is spliced from 6 exons. Gene Ontology annotation, cellular component: SNARE complex; plasma membrane.
UUUUUCUUCAAUUUAUUCCUGUUUUUUUUUUUCUCCCCCAAGUGAUUUGCUUAUAAAACUAUAAAAAUAAAAUAAAUUCAACAGUGUUUGGUGCUUAUAUAGAAAAAUGCUUAUGACUUUUUAGCUUAUAGUGAAUUUAUAUAGUUUUUUUCUUAAAUGAAGUGUUCAAAAAUUCUUGGUGGACAUUUUGAGUGUGUUUCAUAAGACUUAGAAAAGCUGCUGCCAUUUCGAAUUUGCCAAGACUCGAGUGUUUGUGAGUGCGUUUGCAGUACCUAACUACCAUUGUUGGUGUAGAGUUAACUUUUUUAUUCACCCCCGCACCCUCAUCGGUCUUUUUUGAAAGCAGCCAACUAAAGAAAAAAGAACACACCGGAGGACUGACACUGCAAUAAGAGGCCGAAAAAGCUUUUCUAUCCGUUCGUUCGUUCGCUAGCUCGUUUCCACCGCACACAUCACAUACCGUCAACUUGAAAAAUGGCGGAUCCAGCAGCAGAAGCCGCAGCAGCACCAGCAGCACCAGCUGGAGAAGGAGGCGAUGAAAUCGUCGGAGGACCAAGAAAUCCUCAGCAGAUUGCUGCUCAAAAAAGAUUACAACAAACACAGGCACAAGUCGAUGAGGUUGUUGAUAUUAUGAGAACAAAUGUAGAAAAAGUUCUUGAAAGAGAUCAAAAAUUAUCAGAAUUGGACGAUCGAGCUGAUGCCUUACAACAAGGUGCUUCACAAUUUGAACAACAGGCUGGAAAACUAAAACGAAAAUUCUGGCUGCAAAAUUUAAAGAUGAUGAUCAUAAUGGGCAUCAUUGGUCUGGUAAUAGUCGGAAUCAUCGCAAACAAACUAGGAUUAAUAGGUGGCGAACAACCCCCACAACAAAUGUACAUGCCACCACCACAAUACAUGCCUCCCCCACAGCAAGCUCCAACCGGAAAUCAAGGUGCUCCAGCACAGUUGGUACAAGAUUCAUCUCAUCACUCCGGUAAAACCGUAGAAUAAAUUAAAACAAAAAUAAAAUAAAAACAAAAAUAUUAAUUAAUUAAUUAAACAGAAUAAAAAACUUUAUUAUUAAUUAAAACAAAAAAUACAAAAAAAAUAUACAAUUUAUGGUUCAGUAUAAAUUCAUUACAAGAAAACAAAAAGAUAAAACUAUGUAAUGAGAAUGUUUUAAGAUGAAAAAUAAAAUACUAAUAGAAAUUCUCAAACAUUAAAAAUAAUAAAACAACAACAUAUUAUAUAUAUAUUGAAGUAGGUAUAUUCUAUGUAUAUUUAUGUAUGUAUAUAUAUGUUUUUAUAGACAUAUAUGUAUAUAUUUUUGAAUAUUUAAAUGAUUUAAGCUCAGUUAUGUUGCAGUUUUUGUUUUUUGACUUAAAUAAUUAAAAAAAUAUAUAAAACAAAAAAUUUAUUUACUAGAGCUUAGAUAUGUAUAUUUUUAAAAUAUAACAAAAAUGCUUCAAUUAAACUGCACUUUAAGUUAAAAAUAGAAAAGCCAGAUGUGCAAUGAAUUCAAGUUUUGUUCUUAGUUUGAUUUUAAUUCUCACAAUUUUUGAACUUUUAAGCCUUCCUAUCAGGUUUAGUGCAACGUUCUAAACAUGCACUUUAAGAUAUGUCAAAUUGGCAGUUAAUGACAUUAAACAGAGAAAAUGACAUUAUAAACUAUGACAUUUUCCUAUUCCGAAACAUUGUGAACACUUCAAAGCCGAGUGACCAAGUCAAUGGAAAAUGACAUAAGUUACUAUGUCAAACAUUUAAGAUACAAAAUUGUUUACUAAACUGGAAACACAAAAUCAAUUAUUACAAAUAAAAAACAAAGGAGUGGUAUUAAAACUCCACCCUGCGAAUAUUCGCUUCGGAGGUUUCUUAACCUUUUGCUAAGAGAUGUUCACUGGGGACUACCUCAAGGUAAACGAUUUUAUUAGUUUUGGUAUCUUAUGUUUUUUUUAAUUUUUAAUUUUUUUUAAAGCUUGCAUAGAUUGUCAAUUUUAAUGCCUUUUUUAAACAUUUUUUUCUUUUGUAAAAUAAAAUUUAAUGAAAAAGAGUAAAAGCUAAUAUUUUUAAAGAAAUUAAUACAAAAUACUCUUUAAUAAUAAUAAAAAAUUCAAUAAUUAAAUUUACAUACAAAAAUAGAAACAAAAAUAUCAACAAAACAAAAUGAAAUAAGAACAAAAUUAUGAGAAAAUUUCAACGAUUUAAUUUUUAAAUUUAUUUAAAUAUAAACUAAUACAAUAAUAAUUGUAUAUUUAAUUAUUAUUAUUAUUGUUAUAUAAUACAUUAUUAAAUACAAUCUGAAUAUCAAUGUGAAUCUAUGUGUAUGUAAAUAAAAAAAAAAAACAAAUAAUAAUAAAACUAUAUAUACAACAAUUUAAACAUAUAAAUUCUUUUUUUUUAUUUUAAGUUCUUGUUUUUCAGUUUUCUAUAUAGUUAAAUGUACCUACAACAAUUUUAUCUUUAUAUAAAUGUAUAAUAUGUCAUAUUACAAAAUUUCAAUUAGAAAAAAUAUAAUAAAAAUAAACGUUUAAUAAGGAAUUAAUAAAAACAAAAAUAAGAAAAGAAACAAAAGCAUUUUAAUGAAAUUUUUAAUAGGAACAUUAUAUUUAAACAAAAUAAAAAAUAAAACCAUGCUUAUUUGAACAAAAUAAAAAACAAAAUAAAAUCGGGCAAGUUCACAAUAGUGGAGCAAAACUAUACAGUGGGAAAUGUAAAGAAAUAUAUUAUAUACAAAUAACAAAAAAACUAUUUUUCUUUACUAUUAUUUCUGGGGUUUCUUGUUAAUUUUAUUAAAUAUUUAUAUAGAAUACAGUUUAUAUUAUAAUUAACAAAACAAACAAAAAUUUUAAAAAUUUCUUAAUUAUUAUUUUUGUUUUUGUUUUAUUUUAUAAAACUACAGUCGUCAAAACACUAGACAAAAAAAAGACACUUUAAAACAAUAAAAAAGGGAAUUUUAUAGAUUAAAACCAACAAAAGAACAUCAGAAACAAAAAUUAAUAUAUUACCCAAUUUUCAUGUUUAUGUGAAAUAAAAUAUAUAAAUACAUUUCAAUUAAAAAAAUAAAUAAAAGUAAAACUACAUUGAACUAUAUAUUAAAAUUUGUCAAAGAGAAAAUAUACUAUAAUGCUAUAAUAAAAAAAAAAAUACAUUGGGUAAUAUUGAAAUUGUUUUAAAUUAAAUGACAAAAAUAUAAAUUUAAAAAUUUAAUAUAAUUAUAACAACAAAAAAAAGCAAAUUCAAAGGGAAUCAUAACAAACAAAAUAAAAUAUAUUGUAUAUCGAUGGGAAAAUAAAGAAAACAAAAUUACAAUAUAGUAACAAAAACCAAAAUAUAGUGUUGUAUAAAUAAAUAGUACAUGCAUUGUAUAUGAAUAUUGAAUAUACUUAUUAUAAAUAUAUUAUAAAUAUAAACGAUAAUAAAUUGAUUAA